CGGUCGAACUUUAGCCUCCCAGUCGAACUUUGAUUUCUCUUUUAUAGUAUCUGUGCUCAAAAUCUUUAAAAUCUUCUUGUAUUGAAACAGCAAUUUAGCUUUUAUUUCCUAUCAGAAUGUCAACGGGUAAAAAAAUCAUAACUCAAACUGAAUUGGAACAGCAUAAUAUGGGAAAAUCACUCUGGAUUGCGAUACACAAUCAAGUGUACGAUGUGACGAAAUUUUUAGACGAGCAUCCUGGUGGAGAAGAAGUUCUGCUGGAACAAGCAGGACAAAAAGCAACUGAGGCGUUUGAAGAUGUUGGCCAUUCAGAUGAUGCCAGAGAGCUAAUGAAAGAUUUUCUUAUUGGUGAAUUGGCUGAGGCUGAUAAAGAACCAGAGGUUGAACAGAGUGAAGAAUUGCAAUCUUCAAAUAGUACAGCAACAGCAAUAUCAUGGCUCAUACCAGCUGCUAUAAGUAUUGGAAUUAUUGCGGUAGCUGUAUACAAGAUGAUGUCAACUUGACUAGAAAAAAUCAACGAACAUAAUUUAUGAACGUAAGAUUUCUCUGACCGUGAGGCAUGUUAAUUUUUGACCAUGUCUAAGGUUGGACUAGGGAUGAAUACUACUCUGUAAACUGUUGUAAUAAACUAGUUAAAUUUAA
Molecule: messenger RNA, 642 nt
Organism: Dendronephthya gigantea
Lineage: Eukaryota; Metazoa; Cnidaria; Anthozoa; Malacalcyonacea; Nephtheidae
Product: cytochrome b5-like
Exons: 6
Coding region: 117-503 (128 amino acids)
Cellular component (GO): intracellular membrane-bounded organelle; membrane
Molecular function (GO): heme binding
Source: RefSeq, a predicted model, not a curated record